CGUAUAACAAUUUGAGCAACUUCCUCAAUGCAUAAGCCAGUCGUUGUCGACUAUAUUUAAGGUUUUUGUUGUAGAACUUUUAGAGAAGUAGCGCAAGCUGACGUAAGAAGGUCACGUGAUACAUUUAACGUCUCCGCCCUGCAUAUCUGCAAAAUGGAGGACCGUGAGGCAAAAGAACCAGAACAGCUCCGAAAGCUGUUUAUCGGAGGUCUGAGCUUCGAAACCACAGAGGAGAGUUUACGGGCCCAUUUUGAGCAAUGGGGAUCUCUCACAGACUGUGUGGUGAUGAGGGAUCCUAACAGUAAACGAUCCAGAGGGUUUGGUUUUGUAACUUACUCCUCUGUAACUGAAGUUGACGAGGCCAUGAAAGCGAGGCCUCAUAAAGUCGACGGGCGAGUUGUUGAACCCAAGAGGGCUGUGUCCAGAGAGGACUCUAACAAACCUGGAGCACAUCUGACAGUGAAGAAGAUCUUUGUUGGUGGUAUCAAAGAGGACACAGAGGAGCACCACAUUCGGGAAUAUUUUGAGAAAUACGGAAAAAUUGACUGCAUCGACAUCAUGGAGGAGCGAUCCACAGGAAAGAAGAGAGGAUUCUGCUUUGUGUCAUUUGACGACCAUGACACUGUGGACAAAAUUGUCGCCCAGAAAUUUCACACAAUAAACUUUCACAAUUGUGAGGUCAGGAAAGCGCUAUCUAAACAGGAAAUGAAUGCUAUAUCCAGUAACCGAGGAAGGAGCGGAGGAUCAGGAAACUUCAUGGGCAGAGGCGGAAAUUUUGGAGGUGGCGGUAACUUCGGUCGAGAUGGCUAUGGAGGACGCGGUGGUUAUAAUGAUGAUUUUGACAAUGGUCCAGGAGGAAAUUAUGGCGGUGGACCUGGUUAUGGAGGUGGCCGAGGGGGUUAUGGAGGUGGCGGUCCAGGGUACGGAAACCAGGGUGGUGGAUUUGGUGGCAGCGGUGAUGGAGGUUAUGGAGGAAAUCGGGGAGGAUAUGGAGGGGGUGGAAAUUACAACGACUUUGGAAAUUAUGGUGGACAGCAGUCAAACUAUGGGCCAAUGAAGGGAAAUAACUUUGGUGGCAGAAACUCUGGUGGACCAUAUGGUGGUGGCUACAGCUCCGGAGGCAGUGGCGGAGGCUACGGCUCACGGCGGUAUUGAACGCAGCAUGUUUUCGAUGUGGAAAUGGGCAUUCUCUUCUUGCUGAAAAAGCUGUAAAGGCCUGAUAACAAGGGAGGUUCUGGAUGGGUAAGACAUUUUUUGACAUUAUCAAAGGUUUUCCAAUGUUAUUGAUGAGUACUACUUGUUCUGACUAAUCUUAUAUAAAAAUGUGUCUAAGAGUAUUGCCCAGUUUUUAACUUUAUUCACCAAUUCUUGAUGUUUUAUUGCACUGCGAUUGUCAGAGAUCCUAAUAGCGAUGAAACAUAAUUUGUUGGCCAAAAAAUUCAUGUAUGCUCAGUCUUUGUCUGUUUGGUCUAAUUAAAAAAGCAUGUUUUAGUUGAAGUUUUAAACAACAAAAGCACCCCGGUAAGGAACAAUUUUACAACAUAAAAAUUAGUUAAAGGAUCGAAAGGUCUACAGAAGUGCGUAGAAAAGCAAUGGACAGCAUCAACCUUAUCACAAUGUGAUAUAUAAGGGAACAACACUAUAUUUUGUGAUAUUGGCCAACCCUACUUGGGUAUAAAUGGCAACAGUUUUUGUUGUAUUGCUGAAUAGCAAUUUCGGGGCAACGUCACUUCUAGGCGUUAUUAUUUAAAGACGUGUUUACUUAAGUAAUGUUGAAUCUUGAGUUGCAGACCAAACACAUUAUGCAUUUAAAGAUUGUCAAUCUAUGGAACAAAUUAAGUAAUCAAAAUUGAUGCUCAGUUUCACUUAGUUGGCCAAAAGCAGCACUGACAUGUUUGUAUCUUGAAGUUCACAAUGUUCAGUCCCUGAAAGAGCCACGAAACAUCAGUAUGCCAUACAGGUCCAGACUGAUCGUUGUUUUGAUAAACCUCUACGUGCAGCUCUGAGCAUGUGCUUUUAUACCGUUGUCUGACUGGAACAGCCUGUUCUCUUGUUACCAACAAUGUUUCCCAGCUCGGCAACAGCAUGAGAGUGUUUUAUCAACUGCUCUGAUUUUUAUGUAAACCUUUCCCCUGUUGUGUUCGUCUUAAUAAAAGUUACUUUUUUUCUA
This is a messenger RNA of Poeciliopsis prolifica (blackstripe livebearer), 2170 nucleotides long. RefSeq names its product heterogeneous nuclear ribonucleoprotein A3 (gene hnrnpa3). Gene Ontology annotation, molecular function: RNA binding. Bases 154 to 1155 code for a protein of 333 amino acids. Lineage: Eukaryota; Metazoa; Chordata; Actinopteri; Cyprinodontiformes; Poeciliidae. The transcript is spliced from 11 exons. The record is from RefSeq and is a predicted model, not a curated record.